AUGCCAAACGUGAAGCGCCUCAAGGGCAGCGGCGCUGCCAAAGCGCAGAAACAGAGCAACCCAAAGCCCAUGUCUACCGACGGCCGUCCGACUCCAGCUGAAGUAGAGGAAGAGGAGCACCAGUUCGUUCAGCUUGCGCGGAAGCACUGGUUGAAGUCUGGUAAGAAGUCGGCAAACCCAAAGGUCAAGAAUGAUGUCUUGAAGCAGAACAUCUGGGAUGUCCUUGAACGGGAGGGUUUCCAGUACAAGUCUCUCUUACUUCUUGAACGCCUGCAGACUCUAGAAAGCUACCUGUGGCCUGGCUACAACGAAGAAGCUUCCAACUUUCAUGUUCUGCUGAUUGCGCUCAUUUCAAACGUGAAGCAUCGAGAGCAUCUUGCAACAUGGGCGCUCUUCGAGGAUCGACCUGCCGACUUUUCUUCAUUCUUUCGUCGACUCUUGUCGAUGACGAUCGAUCGAACACUCUCUGUUACCCUUCGAACGCAACUUCUUUGUUUCUUUAUCUACGCCUUCCAGAGCCUUGAUUGCGCUCUUGUCCGAAAGGAAUGCGCUCCUCUUGUGUCAAUCGGGAUCUGGCACAAUUUGUCGACCGAACGGUCGCGUGAAGCUAAUCUUGACCAACUUCCCCAUCUACGAAAGGCCUGGAAGGCCACACACAAGCGAUACGACGCAGCAGACGAGUCAAACAAGGCGCGGUUACGAUUCGAACGGUCUUGGCUCUACACGCUGCUUCUCGACUUCCUAAGCCUGCUUUAUGCGCAAAAUAGCAAAUCAGGCAAGUACAUUCACCAAGUAUCGUAUUGUGAAAGGUUCACCGAGUUUCUCACCGAUCUCCAAAGCCAGCUCCCGACAAGACGCUAUGUCAAUACCUUGAUCAAGGAUCUUCAUAUAAUAUCAGCUAUGAAAUUAUCGCCAAUGUUUAAUGACGAGGAGAACACACUUCUGCGUGAUCUUCAAUCUCUCCUUUCUCACUUUACUUCUUUCGAUAUCAAUGACCAGACAGGUGCCCAGUACAACAUAAAAGAAGCAUACGACAACCAUUGCGAGUCGCUUGCCAAAUUGCAACGCACUGCCUUGAAGCAUUUCCGAGACAAGUUGACUGUCUUGGCUUUGUCCAAUUAUGGUGCCGUUGACCAAAGACAGGAAUUGGAGGCUCUGCUGCAGCCGUUGGCGGAUGAAGAGCUUACGAACCUGGUUUCGCUUCUCGAUUUCCGGACAGCUUAUCCUGACAGCUUGGACCUACCUAUCGACCGCAAAUUCUUGCUCGAGGUGGUUUUGUCCAACUUCGAACGCAGAAAAACAUUCCAAGAGGCCGCUCGUCAUAUGAGUCUGGCACCAACAGAGGAGACCUUAUUUGAUACCAGCUUCCAGCAAGCCGAGUCUUAUGAUGGAUCGCAUCCCAUGGCUUUACCUAAGCUCAAUCUACAAUACCUUUCCGUGGGCGACUUUCUGUGGCGAGCGCUUGUCUUGUAUCGAUGCGAGUCCUUUUACGGUGUCCGCAAAGAUAUCGAGACCGCCAUAAGACGCUUGCGUCCUGAGUCGAAGCGAUCAGAUGAAACCAAUUUUUCGGGGUUUUCAAAGAUGGCAAUGCCUAUCUCAAAACCGGCCAUUCUUGAGGUUAUACCACCUCUGGUAGGGGAUGACAAACCAUCGAUGGUGCGCGCAGAGGUCUCCUUUGACGUUAGACGGCUAGGAGAAGGCGUUCGCAGAGAAUGGGAUUCUCUUAGACAAGAUGAUGUUGUUUUCCUUAUCGCAGUCGAGCCACCGCCCGCAAAGUCCAUCAGUAAUGGCGGAGAGACUCUUUCUGAAUCAGAACGCCUGGGUGUGGUUACUGUACGAACGGCCGAGGUUCAUCAAAUCACAGAUGACAAAGGUCGCCUAGUCCGAGAUGGUGCCGGAAAUCUUGACAAUAAACGCCGCAUUCAGCUCAAGCUCGAUCCUCAGGCUUAUAGCAAAGAUGCUGAGCGGACAUCAGCUGGGAAGCCCGAUGUAUAUGGCAAGAUCAACCUGCUACUCAGACGAGGUAGAAGGGAGAACAACUUCAAGCCUGUCCUGCAAUCUAUCAGAAACUUGGUACUGUCUGAUGUGCCUUUGCCGGAGUGGCUUCAUGAGGUAUUCCUUGGUUAUGGUGACCCGGCAGGAGCUUAUUAUAAGAACCUUCCAAAUCGCGAACGCAAGGUAGAUUUCAGGGAUACAUUUCUUGAUUGGCAGCAUCUUGCCGAAAGCCUUCCCGGCAAGAUCAUCGACCCGGGCGACGACGUUUCUGGUAGUUUUGGACCACCAUAUAUUAUCGAGUCUGUCGAAAAGCAGAGCGAGCCGCCAUCUACCAAGCCUUCCAAGAAGCGACGCCGAGACGCCGAUCCUGCUCUCAUUGCCGAGAUUGAGACAUUGAAAGUGUCAAGCUAUAAGCCACCAAAUAAUGGGCCUUAUCGCGUCGAUAACCCUAAGCUUAACUCGGUGCGAUUUACCCCAGCUCAAAUUGAAGCCAUAACUUCUGGAACGCAGCCUGGAUUGACUGUGAUCAUCGGACCACCUGGCACGGGCAAGACAGAUGUAGCCACACAGGUUAUCAACAAUAUUUACCACAACCAUCCUGAGCAGAAGACAUUGUUACUCGCGCACAGUAAUCAGGCACUUAAUCAACUAUUUGCGAAGAUCGUUGCGUUGGAUAUUGAUGAGCGGCAUCUAUUACGCUUGGGGCAUGGCGAAGAGGAUUUGGAUACGGAAGGGAAUUUCAGCAAGCAUGGCCGAGUCGACUCCUUCCUGCAGAACCGAGAUCGUUACCUUCUCGAAGUGAGAAAGCUGGCUAUCAGCCUCGGCGCGCCUGGAGCUCACGAAAAUUCGGCCGAGACGGCUGGAUAUUUCAAUAACGUUUAUGUUGUUCCUGCGUGGAACAGGUUCCAACUAGUCGCCAGCGCCAACGAUUCAACUGCCACUGAUAUUGUAGAGGCCUUCCCGUUCCAUGCAUACUUCUCCGAUGCCCCCCAGCCCCUUUUCCCCCCUGAAGGAGACAAAGAACAGACCUUGGAGGUCGCAGAGGGCUGCUACCAUCACAUUUCCAAGAUUUUCUCUGAGUUGGCCGAUGCACUUCCAUUCGAAAUCCUUCGACGAGACCGUGAUAAGGCAAACUAUCUUCUCACUAGCGAAGCGCGCAUUAUUGCGAUGACGACAACACAUGCGGCCAUCCGGAGAGGCGAGAUCGCAUCACUCGGUUUUCAUUACGACAACGUCGUGAUGGAAGAGGCUGCCCAAGUAACCGAGAUCGAGACAUUCUUGCCUCUAGCUAUGCAGAAGCCUCGCAAUGGUAAGAUGGCUCUCCAAAGAGUUGUUCUGUGUGGAGACCACUUCCAGAAUUCGCCAGUCAUCCAGAGCCUGGCGUUCCGCCACUACGCCAACCUCGAACAGUCACUAUUCUCGAGACUAGUCAGACUAGGUGUUCCGACAAUUGCCCUUGAUCAGCAAGGGCGUGCUCGUGCUUCGAUUGCGAGCCUCUACCAAUGGCGUUAUCCGAAGCUCGAUAACCUUCCAGAUGUGCAGACAAGUCCCGAAUUUGUCAAGGCUAACGCUGGGUUCAAGUUUGACUAUCAAUUUAUCAACGUGCCUGACUACAACGGCCAGGGCGAGGCUGAACCUACGCCCCAUUUCAUCCAUAAUCUUGGAGAAGCUGAGUACGCGGUGGCUAUCUUUCAAUACAUGCGCCUCCUUGGAUAUCCUGCCGAGAAGAUCACGAUUCUCACAACUUAUGCUGGUCAGCGAGCCCUCGUAAGAGACGUGUUGUCGCGUAGGUGUGCCGGCAACCCAGUUUUCGGUCUGCCAAAAUCGGUAGCUACGGUCGACAAAUACCAAGGCGAGCAGAACGAUUAUAUUAUUCUUUCACUUACCCGAACGUCGCGCGUUGGCUAUCUACGUGAUGUGCGGCGUAUGACAGUAGCGUUGUCCCGAGCACGGCUCGGCUUGUACAUCCUUGGCCGCCGUGAGGUCUUUGAGGCUUGUCCUGAACUCCGACCUGCUUUUGAUUUAUUGUUGCAAAGGCCAGACAAACUUAUGCUUGUAACGGGGGAGCUCUGGCCUACACAGAGGGAGGUCACCGAGGAACAAGGCCCAGUUAAAGGCGAGGUGCCGAUGGAAGGAGUCGAGCAUCUGGGCCAAUUUGUCUUCGAAAUGACCAACACCAAGAUCAAGCAGCUCCAGGAUGAGCAAGGGCUCCCGGAACGCAUCAUCGAAGAAGAGUUUGAGGAUGAGGAGGGAGGGUACGGAAAUGGUGAGGAGGAAGAUGACGAAGAAUUUGACGACGACGACGUCGAAGCAGACAUUUUGGAAGUGCGAGAAGGAGAGUGA
Fusarium coffeatum is the source of this 4338-nucleotide messenger RNA. RefSeq lists its product as uncharacterized. Gene Ontology annotation, molecular function: mRNA binding; helicase activity. Gene Ontology annotation, cellular component: catalytic step 2 spliceosome. The transcript is spliced from 5 exons. Lineage: Eukaryota; Fungi; Ascomycota; Sordariomycetes; Hypocreales; Nectriaceae. The coding region runs from base 1 to 4338 and encodes 1445 amino acids. Gene Ontology annotation, biological process: mRNA splicing, via spliceosome. The record is from RefSeq and is a predicted model, not a curated record.